Molecule: messenger RNA, 1646 nt
Organism: Carya illinoinensis
Lineage: Eukaryota; Viridiplantae; Streptophyta; Magnoliopsida; Fagales; Juglandaceae
Product: delta(12)-fatty-acid desaturase FAD2-like
Exons: 2
Coding region: 222-1382 (386 amino acids)
Biological process (GO): lipid metabolic process
Molecular function (GO): oxidoreductase activity, acting on paired donors, with oxidation of a pair of donors resulting in the reduction of molecular oxygen to two molecules of water
Source: RefSeq, a predicted model, not a curated record
AGAGGGAAAUUAGAAAGGUUAAAUACAGAGGCAUCGUUGAAGGCCUAAAGACAUGCCGGCUAUUCCUAUCCAUUAGCCAGCGUUUCCGUUCAGAGCAAAAGAUAGGCCAGCGUUUCCGUUCCGAGCAAGCGACAGACACAUAGAGAGAGAGAGAGAGCGCAUAGAGUGGGAGACAGAUUCAUUAAGUUUUGGGAGCUUCUCUAUUUUCCGGUUGAAGAAUAAUGGGUGCCGGUGGUCAAAUGGCAGCUCCUCCGACUCCCAACAAGUCUGAUCAAUCCGACAGGCUGAAGCGAGUUCCCCACACAAAGCCCCCAUUUACACUCAGCCAGAUAAAGAAAGCCAUCCCACCUCAUUGUUUCCAGCGUUCUGUACACCGCUCUUUCUCCUACGUUGCUUACGACCUCGCAUUAGCCUCUCUCUUCCUCUACAUUGCCACCAAUUACUUCCACCACCUUCCUCAUCAACUUCUCUCAUACAUGGCUUGGCCAAUCUACUGGAUUUUCCAAGGUUGUGUCCUCACUGGCCUCUGGGUCAUAGCUCACGAGUGUGGCCACCAUGCCUUCAGUGACUACCAAUGGCUCGAUGACUUGGUUGGCUUCAUCCUCCACUCCGGUCUUCUUGUCCCUUACUUCUCCUGGAAGUACAGCCAUGGCCGUCACCAUUCAAAUACAGGUUCCCUUGAGCGAGAUGAAGUCUUUGUUCCGAAGAAAAAAUCCAGCAUCAGUUGGUACUCCAAAUACCUUAACAAUCCACCAGGCCGAGUCUUCACACUUGCCAUCACACUCACUCUCGGCUGGCCUCUGUACCUCGCAUUUAACGUUUCCGGCAGGCCCUAUGAUCGGUUUGCAAGCCACUACGACCCUCAUGGCCCCAUCUACUCGGAUCGCCAGCGACUCCAGAUAUACAUAUCCGAUGCUGGUGUUCUUUCUGUCUUUUACGGGCUUUACCACCUUGCCAUGACGAAAGGACUUGCUUGGGUUCUAUGUAUUUACGGAGGACCAUUGCUGGUCGUGAAUGGGUUCUUGGUGCUGAUCACGUUUUUGCAGCACACUCACCCUUCGUUGCCCCAUUACGAUUCCUCCGAAUGGGAAUGGUUGAAAGGAGCUUUGUCAACAGUUGACAGGGAUUAUGGAAUAUUAAACAAGAUUUUCCACAACAUCACAGAUACGCAUGUGGCGCACCACUUGUUCUCGACGAUGCCGCAUUAUCAUGCAAUGGAGGCCACGAAGGCAAUAAAACCUAUUUUGGGCGAUUAUUAUCAGUUUGACGGGACACCAAUUUAUAAGGCAACGUGGAGGGAGGCAAAGGAGUGCAUUUAUGUUGAAUCGGAUGAAGGUGGCGCCCAGAGCAAAGGUGUCUUCUGGUACGCCAAUAAGCUGUAGCACUAGUACUGCUGAUUGAAACUGCCUAUUAUAUAUUAGCUUAAAAUCCUUUAUAGGUCUAAUCCAAGUUGUAUGCUUACUGCGAAUUAGACCUUUUUUACGUUCUUCUGAUCUCAUAAAUAAUAUUGUUUCUUAAAUAAUGAGAAGAAAGCAAUACUUAAGCACAUUUGUAACCUAGCUAUUAGGAACAUCUUGAAACUUGAUUUGAUAUAUGAAUCCUCAUGGCUUGAGAAUUAAGUCAGAACAUUUACCUUUUGAAGCGUA